UUUUUGUUUCAAGCUUGAUCUUAGUCUAGCAAUGGAGGCUGUUGGCAUAAUUGGUUCGGCAUUAGUUGCUCUACAGCAACGCCAACUUGAACCAAGAACUCAACAGUUGCUUUGUGACGCUGAUGAUCAAUGGAUUGAUGGAAUGCUUGUUUUAGAACAGAUGAGAAAACUUAGAAAGCUUGGGAUUAAGCACAGUGUAUUUGAUAUAGUAAAAGAUGUAGGAGGAACCAGAAAAGAUAACUCAAUUGCUGGAAUAACUCGAUUGCCUAAUGGGACUUUCAGUGAGAUUGGUGAAUGGAACGACAUCAAUAAAAGUUGGACGUUCGAUGAUCGUUAUGAAGAACGAAACAAGUGGCGUUUUAAAAUUGGUGAACGCGGAUUACCCGAUCUUCGGGGAGAAAAACUGAGAGCGGUUGUUUAUCUUGAAGAGCCUUUUGUUAUGCGAAAAUUUCAACCCUCCUUUUCAUCACAUUCCAAAGGCCCAGGAAGGCAGACAAUGAUAAAAAGUGGCAAUCUCAAUAUCUUUCAACAACAACGUGGCUGGCCAUCUGGUGAACAGCAACCAUCUUUUGAAGAAAUAAAUAACGAGGAAAUAGAAGACGAUAAUUCGCUUUAUGAAGGAUUCUGCAUUGAUCUGCUUCGGGAAAUGGCUAAAUUGUUGAAUUUUACAUAUGAACUGGUUGAAGUUGAUGAUGGUGCUUAUGGAGUUGAAGAUGAAUAUGGUCAUUGGAAUGGCAUUAUCGGGGUAUUACAAAGACAUGAAGCAGAUCUCUCUGUUUCUGCUUUAACCAUUACUUAUAGCCGUGUAUCAGUUGUUGACUUUACGCUGCCUUUCAUGCAUCUGGGUAUUGCCAUUUUAUUACGUAGAGGAAUGGGCACAGAUGAUGGAGAAAGGAUUUCUGCGCCUGGCGCUAAUUUCUUCACAUUUAUGGAACCCCUUUCAUUAUCCGUUUGGAUGGCACUAGGCAUUGCUUAUAUCGGAGUUGCUUCUACAAUGUGGCUUCUUGCAAAAUGUUCACCCUAUGAAUGGCAAUAG
This is a messenger RNA of Meloidogyne enterolobii, 1036 nucleotides long. Lineage: Eukaryota; Metazoa; Nematoda; Chromadorea; Rhabditida; Meloidogynidae. The record is from the annotation of a GenBank genome assembly.